This is a messenger RNA of Durusdinium trenchii, 690 nucleotides long. NCBI's taxonomy places the organism in Eukaryota, Dinophyceae, Suessiales, Symbiodiniaceae. The record is from the annotation of a GenBank genome assembly.
AUGGCUGCUGUUUUGAGGGGCUAUGCUCGGAAGAAUCCGCAUUUGGGCUACACUCAAGGGAUGUGCUUCCUUGCAGCUGUAACUUGCAGCAAAGAUUCCCUCAUUGCAGAGCAGCUCUUUGCAGACUAUAUGGCAUCAUUCAAGUUGCUUUGGUCCCAGGACUUUCCUUUGAUUGAUGAAGGGAUCCCUUUACUGCAGAGUGUGCUCGACAAGACUGACGGACAGUUGAGCUACCAUCUCUUCCAGACACUAGGACUGAAUUUGACGGCAGUCCUUCCCACUGCGUGGCUCUCUAUGUUUGGAAAGUGGCUUCCCUUCGAGCAACUCCUUGAAACAGUGCCAUUUCUGGCAUCUGCUGGCCUGGCUGGCUUUUUGACCGUCACAAUCGUCAUCCUCACGUCGUAUCGAUCGGACCUUUUGGGCCAUCAGACUGUCGAGGAUGCUUUGAUGUUUAUCACUGCCUUGCGCAGAAUGCCGGUGCCAUCCAAUCUCAUGUUUUCGUGCCAACUGACUCUUCCAAGAGUGAGGGCCCAGGCGCGGGACUCUAAAAGCUAUCGACUUGCGGUUGAUGAUGGAUUUGUUUUCAAAUCUCUUGUCUCCCUUCCAGGUCCCUGGCUGAGAUGUCAGGGUUGGCGCGGCACUGUGUUAAUGAAGCAGAGACGCGUGAGACAAGAAGUGAAGGUCUGGUAA